Nymphaea colorata (pocket water lily) is the source of this 854-nucleotide messenger RNA. RefSeq lists its product as uncharacterized. NCBI's taxonomy places the organism in Eukaryota, Viridiplantae, Streptophyta, Magnoliopsida, Nymphaeales, Nymphaeaceae. The coding region runs from base 117 to 650 and encodes 177 amino acids. The transcript has 3 exons. The record is from RefSeq and is a predicted model, not a curated record.
CUCCUUACACCGAUUCAUCCAUCCCCGCAAGGGCCGCCCGUUCGGCUCCUUGUCGCGUCCUCGGUAGGACAGAAAGUUCCACGCCGAUUCCCAAACCUCGGAAAGUGAUCGGAAGCAUGAGCGAUGGCCCCAAACUCUUCACCAACAAGCCUAGAAAAGCACAGCUGAAGCACAAAACUGAAGCGGGUCGUCCGCCUUCUCAGCCUUCCAUGGAUCCCCCACGACCACCGGAAACACCACCACCACCACCAUCGUCCGCUCAGGUUCCUAAGGAGACAGCUGCUCGUCGCUACAAGUUUGUUUGGCCUGUUCUAUUGGCGGUGAAUGUUGCAAUUGGAGCUUACCUGUUCCUGAAUGCAAACAAGAAAGAUGAAAAGGAGGAAGCUGAAGUAGUUGGUGGGGCUCCGGCUUCAAGUGCCAGUGCAACUGUUGCAGUUCCAGAGAAGACAUUACCUCCAGAACCUACUAUAGUGCCAGCUAUUAUUCCACGGGAGCCAAUACCAGAAGAUGAACAGCGCAAACUGUUGAAGUGGAUGUUGGAAGAGAAGAGGAAGGUGAAGACGAAGAAUCCAGAGGAGAAGAAGCGCAUAGACGAAGAGAAGGCCAUCCUUAAGCAAUUUAUCCGUGCUAAGUCCCUCCCUACCAUUUGACUGACAUUGGUUUCUAGAUUUUCUCGAGUCUGCAUGUCAGCAUGUGCACAUAAACAUGUGUGUUGAUUAUGAAUCCAUUUAUGUGUGUUGAUUAUGAAUCCAUUUAUGCUGCUGAACAUGAAAAAUUUUCUCAUUUUGGUGCAUGUAAAUACAUGCUUGGUUUGUUCUUGGUUCAGAAAACAUUAUGUGGCAAGAGUUGGUUUC